AUGGGUCCUGCCAUACAUAAUCAACUAUAUGAAUGUGGAUUAAAGACUACGUCUCAAGAUGGCUUCUUGAUGGACAAUUAUGAAACUCAAUUAUUUCAAUCGUUGAACAGGUUUAUCAAUUUCAUAAACAAUGCUAAUCAGUCAGCUAGUAAUAAAGAACAAAAUACAAAAUUUUGCAAAUCCUCCUCAAAUUUUUUACGCUUGAAACUACUAACGGUUCUAAGACAAUGGUGUGAUUCUUCACGAAGCAACUGUACACUGGAGGUUAGAGAUGUUUUGACCCAAUGGUGGGUCACACUUUUAAACUUUCUAAAUUCUGACACCUCGCUUCAAAUAGAUACUGCCCUUGAAUUGAGCUUGAGCAUAGAACUAACUUCCGUGUGUCUCGAGUGCCUCAGCAAAAUUAUGACCAUACUAAUAAUAUUGCCUUUCCAUUCAUCCAGAGACAUGGAAAUAUACUCACAUCAUCUUUUGCUGACCAUUCAUUGCAUAACAAACAAGUUGAUUUUGAUUUCUAAAAACUCCAAAAAACUUAAACGUACAAAUAGUGAUGACAAGUGCUCUAUAAACGACAAGAAGCUGCAAUACCUUAACAAAUAUUCUUCCUUGCUGCGAGCAUUCAUCGGGAAGUUAAAUGCUUACGCAUUUUUUUAUCUACCAGAAGACUUUCAUUUCGAUACAAUUUUGUUAUUGACAGUUUCUCCUCAAAUCUCUUCAAGUAUUCAAACAUCUUUGUUUUCAUGGAAGAAGAGACAAUAUAAAUUCACCGACGAUCAGGGACAAAUGAUCCGCACUGAAGCUUUUGAAAAUAAAGAUACUAAAUUUUUUAAGAUCAUUGUUUCUUAUAUUAAAAAUGAUUUUGUACUUAUGUCAUUUUAUUGGCACUAUUGGUAUAUCAUACUUCAAUUUAUGAAAUUCUCUGAUUCAGAUGUAGGAAUUAAAAAAUCGACAUUGUCAUGCAUACCUGGCUCAGAAAUUUUAUUGACGCAUGUAACCACUAGAUUCUUGAAUUCAGAUUUGAAUAAAUUCACGCGGAUUAUUAAACAAACGCCGAAUCCAAGGAUAGCAAAUGAGAAUGUGACAGAGUCACAUCCAAAUUUCAAGAGUUUGAAUAGUAGCAAUGCUUUAAUUACAUCUGAAAGGAUUAAUGAUUACGUAUUUUCUAAUUUUAAGACAAUCAAAUUAUGGGAAUGUCUUAGAAGCCUUUCAGGAUGCAUUCUUAAAGAAAAUCAUCCGGAAUACCUGGAAAAUAUGCUUUCCUUACAUGAGUCUCUAUUGAUAGACUAUGUCUCCACUAUUUCAGCGUACGAUUAUAUUGCAGCGAACGUCAUUUACAAUAAGGUUCUCCAGUUUAUUAUUUUCCAGUUUGAAAGUUUACCUUCUCUGAAAUUCAUUCAAUGGAGGUCGUGGUACAAUGGGCUUUUGAGUAUGUUAAGGACCAAAAAUGUUAACUGCCAGACUGUUUCUUUAUUAUGCCUUUUCAAUAUUUGGAAGCACGUAACCAUUGAGGACCGCGAUGAAAUAGUAAAAGUGCUGUUAAGUGAUUUUUGGGAGUCAUUGAUUUUUGAAAACGAAUUUCCUUUGAUUAGAAUUUUAUUUAUGAAGGUAUUAGUUUUUAAAAUCAUUCCAAGUGUUCAAAAUUCUUCUUCAUUACGAUUCUUGCCACAUGAUAGAAUUAAACAACUAUAUGAAGAGCUACUGGUAAACAAGGAGGAGUUAUUUGAGAUGCAAAAACACGAUUCAAAUGAUAUAGUGGCGCAUAGAAAGAAUGCUCUCGUUUUUAAUGGUAACUCACGUUUGAUGAUGAUUCCAAAAAAACCAAAUACAGAGGACCACUUAGUUUAUAAGAUUAAUCAUGAUAAAAAUUUAACUACAGAAAGAUUUCCCUCUGUCAGCUCAGUGGCAAAUACAAGACCUAACGUUAUCUUGAAAAAUGGUAAAUACGCUUAUGAUAUUUUGGACGAAAUGACAAGUAAAGCUGCCUUUCUUCUUGCAGAAAAGAAGACCCGACUAAAUCCCAAAAAAAAUCACAAAAUUAUGGAUGGCUACGAAGGAGGUCAGGAAAACGAAGAUAAUGAUGAAGACUCAGAAGAUAGUGGCUCGCAUAAAAAUAAGAGAAAGGAAGGUAAUAGUUCUUUAUCGGCAACACUGAACACUUGGCUUUCAAAAUUUUCAAGUACUUCUGAAGAUUCACAGAAGAAGAAGGAACAGGCAAAUGAAUUAGGCAACGAUUUUGAAUAUGAUGAAGAUGUGGCUGAUUUUGCAGAAAUUUUGCCGAAGCAGUCAUCUAGUAAUAUUGAAAAAAUUUUUAAGCAUGGUAACAAUUCAGGAUCAAUGGUAUCAUAUAAUUCAAGUAUCAAGCUCAAUAGGAGGGAGAAUAUAUUGAUAGGUCCACCAGAGUUGAGAUUUUCUAAUGAAAUCAAGGAACACAAUAGUAUUGCUACAAUAUUCAAACUGGUAUUUAUUCAAACCAAUAGAAGAGUCGUCGAAAAAAUAGAUUUGGCGAACAUGAAAUGGGGGACAAUCCACGGAGGCAGUAAGUACAUGAAGCCUUUACCCGUCCCGAAAGAUUUGGUUGCGAGUGUUGCUAAGAACGAAAGUGAGACGAGAAACUUAGCUACCUUAUGCGGUAAUGGUCUAGAUUUUGAGAUACCGGUGCCUGAUUUUAAUAUUUUUGGCAAAUGUAUGGAAGAUGAGCAAGAUGUAGCCAAAAUUGGUAAUCAGAAUGUGGAAGAUUUGAAAGUUACUGGGGGGCGGGAGGUGACAAUUUGGAAGCAGAUCCAAGAUAUGAAGUUGAGAACAAGGAUACAAAAAAUCUGUGUUUUAAUUGAGACGUUCAAUGCUACAGUAAGAGAAUAUUUUGAGUUUUCCAAUCGAUUAGAGCAUGACGGUAUAUUUAUAGAUUUUGAAGUGAGGAAACCUAGUAGUAAUAAUUCUAUUAAUAUCAAAGUCUGA
Saccharomyces cerevisiae S288C is the source of this 2955-nucleotide messenger RNA. It is a transcript of the gene AHK1, whose product is annotated as Ahk1p. Bases 1 to 2955 code for a protein of 984 amino acids. Gene Ontology annotation, biological process: MAPK cascade. NCBI's taxonomy places the organism in Eukaryota, Fungi, Ascomycota, Saccharomycetes, Saccharomycetales, Saccharomycetaceae. The record is from RefSeq and is marked reviewed. The transcript has a single exon.